AUGGACAGCGAUGAAGACAAUUUCUCCUAUCCAACACUAUGGCCUGAACCUUGCUCAGUAGCCGAGCUUAACUUGAAUAGCAUGGCCAUAAUCAUCAUCUACAUCACCGUGUUCUUCCUUGGAUUGGUAGGCAACAGCGUGGUCAUAUUUGUGGUGUCUAGCAUGGAGAACCGUAGGACUUCCACAGACGUCUACCUCAUGCACCUGGCGGUGGCUGAUUUGCUUUUCUCUCUCACCCUGCCAUUCUGGGCUGUCUACGUACGCUCCGGCUGGGUCUUUGGCACGUUCCUUUGCAAACUGCUGUCAGGUGUACAGGAGGCUGCCUUGUACAGCUGUGUUUUUCUCCUAGCCUGCAUUAGCAUUGACCGUUACCUGGCUAUUGUUAAGGCAACACAGGUGACUCCCAGGAGCCAUCAGCUGGUGGGAAUCGUUUGCAUUGUGGUAUGGCUGGGCGCAUGCCUUCUCUCCCUGCCCGUUAUGAUUCAGCGGGAGUCGUUCAUGCCAGAGGGCCAAGCUCAUCUGUUUUGCUAUGAGAACCUGACAGCUGAGGUUGUGGACGAGUGGCGCGUUAGCCUGCGCAUACUCAAGCACGCGCUGGGAUUCUUUUUGCCUUUGGCCGUGAUGCUGGUUUGCUACAGUUGCACUGUUGCGACUCUCUUUCGUGCCCGCAACAGCCAGAAGCACAAAGCCAUGCGGGUCAUACUGUCCGUGGUACUGGCCUUCGUCAUCUGCUGGCUGCCUAAAAAUAUUAUCAUGCUUUUAGACACUCUGAUUCAAGGCCAGCACAUGGAUCAUUCUUGCGAACUUGUAGACUUCGUAGACACAGCUCUGCAUAUUACACAGAUAGUGGCGUUCAUGCACUGUGCCAUCAACCCUAUACUGUACGCUUUCAUUGGGAAAAAGUUCCGCAAUCAGUUUUUAAUCUCUCUUCACAAAAAGGGUCUAAUAGGAAGGGAAAUCCUGUCUUCUUACAGGGUGGGAUCUGUGUACAGCUCUGCUAACUCUAGACACACUUCUGUUACACUGUAA
This is a messenger RNA of Chanos chanos (milkfish), 1029 nucleotides long. RefSeq names its product chemokine (C-X-C motif) receptor 2 (gene cxcr2). The transcript has a single exon. The coding region runs from base 1 to 1029 and encodes 342 amino acids. Gene Ontology annotation, biological process: neutrophil chemotaxis; immune response; calcium-mediated signaling. Lineage: Eukaryota; Metazoa; Chordata; Actinopteri; Gonorynchiformes; Chanidae. Gene Ontology annotation, molecular function: C-C chemokine receptor activity; C-X-C chemokine receptor activity; C-C chemokine binding. Gene Ontology annotation, cellular component: external side of plasma membrane; membrane. The record is from RefSeq and is a predicted model, not a curated record.